This is a messenger RNA of Saitoella complicata NRRL Y-17804, 1336 nucleotides long. RefSeq lists its product as uncharacterized. The transcript has 2 exons. NCBI's taxonomy places the organism in Eukaryota, Fungi, Ascomycota, Saitoellomycetes, Saitoellales, Saitoellaceae. The coding region runs from base 85 to 1194 and encodes 369 amino acids. The record is from RefSeq and is a predicted model, not a curated record.
CAAGAACUCACCGCCAAGCGAUCAAAGAAAUCCUGAUAUAAGGUAUCGGAUCCCCGUAACAACAGCAUACAACAGCAUACAACCAUGAGGUUCUCCACCAUAUUCGCCGCAUUGGCGGCUACAGCAUCUCUGGUUGUUGCAGUACCAAACCCGCAUCCUCUGAAAGAAGUGCACAAGACCUUGGUGGAGUUGGACGACCGUUUCACCUCUGCCGGGCAGGAAAACAUGAUCGUCACCGUCACGAGAAAAGACGAUAUCGAGUCCGACGGCGGUAGCGUUGUCGAAGAAAAGAUUACACAACUCGUUUUCGGAUUUCAUGUUGAUCCGACGAUGGAUAACGUUAUCUUCUUGAACGGGGAGCCGAUUUCUUUGCACAGGCCUUCGGAGACGCAGAGGAUCGCGGCUGUGGUGGCGUAUGUCCCUCCAGGACACGAGAUGGACGAAGUCAGCAAAAUGGAUCGUGACGCACUCUUGGUAUUCCCCCAGAUCCACGUCCUUGCCGACGUCGCAAUCGCCAUCAAAUACCUCCCCCGCGGCGCCCGCGACGUCAACAUCGGCGUCCAAGUCAUCGAAACAGACGGUAAAGUCGUCAUGUCCCAAGAUAACUUCGGGGUCUCGAUCAACAUUCCUGGACACAAGAAAGUGGAGAAAAAGAAGUGCGAUAAGCAUGAUUACUUUUGUAAGAUUGCGGGGAUGUGGGAGGGCGUGAAGGGGUAUGUUGAGGAUGGGUAUGAGCGGAUGAAGGAGGUGCAUAAGGUUAGGCCUGGACAUAAGGGUGAAAAGGGUCCUUGUCCGAAGAAGUUUAAGGGUGGGAAGAAGGAGAUGGGUGUCGUUGCCGCUGUUGGUGCUGGUGCUGGGCCUGUCGAGGGCGACUUCCCUCCUCCCCCUCCGCACCACGACCACAAGGACGACCACCGCCGUCCUGGCCCGGGCCACCACGAUCGUCCGAAGAAACAUCACAAAGAGCAUCACCACCGCCCUCACCUCCCCCACAAAGGCGUCUGCCGCGCCAUUACUUUCUUCGUUAUCGGCGUGUUGUCUUUGUCGGCUUCGAUUAUGGGAUUGGUUGUCGCUGCGAAUAUCGUUGCUAUGAUUGUGAGGAGGGUUACGGGAUCUGCCAGGAGGGAGGCGGAUUAUGAGCGUGUUGACGGAGAUGAGAAGACGGGGUUGUUGGCUCAUGAGGAGCGUGUGUAAGCUAGGGUUCGGAUUGGAUUUUUGUUUUCUGUGAUUGGGUAUUUGGGUUAUUCGGAUUGGUGUUGUUUUUUUACGUUACGUUCUACUUUGCUUGUGAUGAUGGGUUCAUCGUUAAUGUUACCAUUUGGAUCCCGUUUACAAG